Messenger RNA from Myxocyprinus asiaticus (Chinese sucker), 387 nucleotides. Its product is annotated as G-protein coupled receptor 161-like. The record is from RefSeq and is a predicted model, not a curated record. Bases 36 to 290 code for a protein of 84 amino acids. NCBI's taxonomy places the organism in Eukaryota, Metazoa, Chordata, Actinopteri, Cypriniformes, Catostomidae. The transcript has 3 exons.
CAGCUUUUCCCAGCACUCAGUGCAGGAGCUCAGUCAUGUUUGAAGAUGAGGUGGAACAGCAGUCUAAAGGUGAAGAGCAGUCCCAGCACCUGGUGAAGGUGGAGAUACACCAGGUGAUUGAUAGCUUUGCAUCCAGCAUGGCGAAAGCCAUCGAGAGCGAUGUCAAACUUCUGCUGUUUGGAGCAGUGUCUCUGACUGACAGUAUUUCAUCAUGUCCACCUGCACAAAGGGGCUCACGAUACCCGGACUGUCAGAGGGUUCGACUGGAGAAUAUUGAUGAGGGAAUGUGAAUGGUGAAAAGGAUGAAGAUGAGGAGGAUGAAAUAGAGCAAAUAUGUGCAUAGAGUUGGUAGGGGCAUGUUGUCUCACUAUGUGGGGUAAGUUGUCA